AUGGACUCUUUCCAUAGACCUGCUCAGAUCAGCUACAGGCGCUGGAAGAAUCCUGAACUGAGGUGUGAGGUGGACUUCGUGGCGAACAGUGAUGAGUCCCAUGGAACAGAGAUCGAGAUCUGCACAGUGACCUCAGGCUACAGACAGUCUGCUCCCAGCUCCGCGUCUGGUCCUCACACUGAAGAAACCUUCACAGUAGAAGAUGCACUGGACGCCGCCGGUUUUGGGCCUUUCCAGUGGAAAUUGUCGCUCAUCACUGGUCUCUCGUGGAUAGGAGACGCCAUGGAGAUGAUGAUCCUCAGCAUCUUGGGACCACAGCUGCAUUGUGAGUGGAGGCUGCCGAGCUUUAAGAUGGCUCUGCUCACAUCGGUGGUGUUUGUCGGGAUGGGGAUCAGUUCACCUCUCUGGGGGAAUUUGUCCGACAAGUACGGCAGGAAAAUUGGUCUGGUGCUUUGUAUGUGCUUCACUCUGUACUUCGGCCUGCUGAGCGCCUUCGCUCCGAUGUACGGCUGGCUCUUGGUCUUGCGCGGCCUCGUAGGCUUUGGCAUCGGUGGAGCUCCUCAGUCGGUGACAUUCUACUCAGAAUUCCUCCCAGCGAAGAAGAGAGGCACCUGCAUCAUGCUGCUUGCGAUUUUCUGGGCAGUCGGGGCUGUGUUCGAGGUCCUCUUGGCCCUGGUGAUAAUGCCCACCCUCGGGUGGAGGUGGCUGCUCGGCCUGUCCACCUUACCAAUGGCACUCUUCCUUAUUUUUUGCUAUUGGCUGCCGGAAAGUCCUCGUUUUGACGUUUCCAUUGGAAGAAGUCAUAAAGCUUUGGUAACUUUAAAGUCCAUCGCCAAACAGAACGGCAAGGCCAUGCCUCGAGGGAAGAUGGUUGCUUAUAAACAGAAUAACCGUGGACGGAUCAAAGAUCUCUUCGCUCCUCAGUACUGGAAGACGACUCUUCUCCUGUGGUUCAUAUGGUUUUCAAACGCCUUCGCUUACUACGGCAUAGUCCUGUUGACAACUGAGAUGUUCCAGGCUGGAGAUUCAUGUGGAACGACGCAAGGGGCCAAGAUCGAGCCCCGCUGUAGUCUGGAAUGCAAAUAUUUGACAUCGGAAGAUUACAAAGACCUUCUAUGGACGACGUUGGCUGAAUUCCCAGGUCUCGUGCUCGCCCUCCUGGCAGUUGAGUUUAUUGGCAGGAAGAAGAGCAUGGCUCUGUGUUUCUUCAUGUUUUCCUUGUCCAUUCUGCCUUUAUAUGCUUGUAUCGGGAGGACGGCUCUGACAAUCUUCAUCUUCCUCGCCAGAGCCUUCAUCUCUGGUGGAUACCAAAUUGUUUUUGUUUACACACCAGAAGUGUUUCCUACAGAAAUCCGAGCCUUAGCAAUGGGGGCUUCCAGUUCCAUGGCCAGGCUGGGAGCUCUCAUCACUCCCUUUGUGGCACAGAUGAUGCUCCGAACAUCAGUGUAUUUGACGCUGUCCGUGUACUGCGGCUGCUGUGUGCUGGCUGGCAUCGCCUCCUUGAUCCUGCCCAUUGAAACGCAAGGCCGAGGUCUGCAGGAGUCCGAUGUCGACCAGGAGGCCGGAGGACAGGCAGGCAACACAAGCAGUCAGGAGGAGCACCGAUCCUAG
This is a messenger RNA of Limanda limanda (common dab), 1611 nucleotides long. It is a transcript of the gene svopb, whose product is annotated as SV2 related protein b. Gene Ontology annotation, molecular function: transmembrane transporter activity. The coding region runs from base 1 to 1611 and encodes 536 amino acids. NCBI's taxonomy places the organism in Eukaryota, Metazoa, Chordata, Actinopteri, Pleuronectiformes, Pleuronectidae. The transcript has 16 exons. Gene Ontology annotation, biological process: transmembrane transport. The record is from RefSeq and is a predicted model, not a curated record. Gene Ontology annotation, cellular component: membrane.